UUUAAUUAAACGUGAUCCUGAAUCGUACAAAGAAGAAUUUCUUCAACAACAUAAUCACUUUAAAUCCUUCUUGGAAGUAUUUCGAUUGAAUCCCGAGAAAUUCGAUAAAGAUCUUGAUGUUGUGUCUAUGUUUCUUGCCCAGGUUUGAGAAAAGAUAAGUUCGUCGAGCAAGUGGGCAAAAAUUUUGUUACCUUUGUCAAAAUUUUUCAUCAUCGUUAAUAUCAAAAAAGAAAAGAAUUAAUCAUGGAGGAGUGUAUUGAAGCUCUUGGUGAAACGAUAGUUUGUCGAGAUAAUCUAAUUCGACAAUUUUAUGGUUUAAUCGCACCGAAUGAACAAUUGCCGGAGAAUAUUUUUGCCUACGGUCAUAUUGCGAGUGGAAAAUCACUAAUUAUUCAGAGUAUCGUGAAACAUUUAAAGUACAAAUACUCGGUAAUAAAUUGCGUUGAUCAUUUAACCAAUAAACAUAUGUUCGAGGACAUUCUCAUGGAUCUCACCGGAACAUCAUUGAAAUCAGAGGAUAAUUUUAAAUCUCCAUUCAAAGUCGAUUCGAUAAUGGAUUUUAUUUACAGUCUACGCUUUGAAUUCAUCAACAAUGAGCCAAUAAUUAUCAUUUUCGAUAAAUGUGAAUAUCUACGUGAUAAACCAAAACUACUUCUCGCUCUUCUACGUCUUCGUGAAUUAUCCCAAAUUAACGUAUGUCCAAUUUUCAUCACCGAUCUCACCUGGGAUAAAUUCUUCUCCAUCAUUAAAUUAAAAUUGCCAAUUAAAUUUCACUUUCCACCGUAUACAAAACAGGAAUUAUCGAGAAUUUUACUAUUCUACAAACCUGAGGAUUAUGAUGAAGGAUUUUACGAAAAUUUCCUCGAUCUAUUCAUGUCCGUAUUUUAUCAAUUUUGUCGUGAUCUCAAUGAAUUGCGUUACAUGGCGUCGAUUAAUUUCGAAAAAUACGUUGAACCGAUUAAAAAUGGCAAAUAUACGAUUGAAGAUACUAAGCAACUUUGGUUUGAUGUAAAGAAGGUGUUUCAGAAGAAUUUAGAAGUUAUUUAUUUACGUGUCCAAUCGAGUGAUUUUGUUCAAGAUACAAAAAUUGCUAAUGAAAUUGGUUCAAUAUCAAAAUUGGCAUUGAGUUUCGAACUUCCGGUCUAUGGGAAACAUAUUUUGAUAGCGUCAUUUUUGGCCUCGUAUAAUCCAGUGAAGGAGGACAAGUAUUUAUUUAUGAAGGGAACGAAGAAGAGGAAAAAAAGAGCUCACGUCAUUAAGAAGAAACAAGUUCUUACUACACAAACGGGACCGAAGAGUUUUCCACUUCAGAGAAUGUUGAUGAUAUUUUGUUGUAUUGUCGAGGACAAUGUUGACAUAAAUACGAAAAUUCUUUCACAAAUUCCAACCAUGUGCGAAUUGGGAUUAUUGACACCUGUCGGCGAAUCGAAUAUUGACGAACCAAAAUACAAAUGUUGCGUGAGCUACGAUUUUGCGACAGUUAUUUCCAAGUCUAUUAAUUUUGAAUUGAAAAAUUAUCUCUACGACUUUAUUCACUAGUAUUUUAUUUUAUUUUAUACUCGAUUUAAUUCAUUUUAUUCUACAUCGAAAAUUUCAUUUUUCGUUAACUUAUUUAUUAAUCGUAAAUCGUAAUUACAAUCGACUGCUUAAUUUAUUAUCUUUCUAAUCUACGAAUAACGUUUUUUACUUUUGUACAAUUUUUUGCAAAUAAAAGUACUUGAGAAAAAUAUCGUUUCUUUUAAAAGUGGCUACAAAUUUCCUGUGAAUGUAUUGAAAAUAAAUUUUGUUUUAAACUCCAAGGUGGCCCAUUGUUAUCCAGAU
Messenger RNA from Leptopilina heterotoma, 1821 nucleotides. It is a transcript of the gene Orc5, whose product is annotated as origin recognition complex subunit 5. Bases 244 to 1539 code for a protein of 431 amino acids. The transcript is spliced from 3 exons. Gene Ontology annotation, molecular function: DNA replication origin binding. Gene Ontology annotation, cellular component: nucleus; nuclear origin of replication recognition complex. Gene Ontology annotation, biological process: DNA replication initiation; DNA replication. The record is from RefSeq and is a predicted model, not a curated record. NCBI's taxonomy places the organism in Eukaryota, Metazoa, Arthropoda, Insecta, Hymenoptera, Figitidae.